CAUCAUUUUACGCAACUCCUAUAUUUCCAAACCUAUAAAUAUACAUGCAGAUUAUCUAAACCAAAUAAACAAGCUACAAUGUUAAAUCAAUUGCGUAGAUUUUCCUACACAAUCUGCUUCUUGUUGCUCUUGAUUACCACCGGAACCCUAAGAUUUCACCGUUUCGUUGAAGGCCUACAACGGAGGAUCCACGUUUCCGACGAUCUUAACGGUGAACUAGACAAUGAAGAGGGCGAAGAAUUGAAACAAUGGGGCGAGAAGAAACCCCCAAACUCCGAAUCCGCCCCGCCCUCAAAUGAUGUCGAAAAAAGGAGCCCAUCGGAUAUUCAAUCUGAAAUGAUGAGGCGGGUCCUAGGACCCGUUUUCGGAUUCGUGAAGCUCCGACUCGGAACUCGUCGGACUCCGGAGAUGGUUACUCAUGUUGCCAAGCGGUGGGUUAAUCUAGCAAGAUCUGAAGGAAUGGAGACGAAGUUCAUAGGUGUUGAUUGGACCACGAUAAUGUUCACCAUGGAAAAAGGUCGAGACACAACAGAGUUGAAAAAGUUUUUGCUGGAACAAGAAGAAGCAUAUGAGAUUAACAUAGGAGACCAACUAUUUCGAAGACCAGGUGACCCUCCUUUUGAUGAAGUAUUAGAGAUUGAGGAAGAGAAGAGCAGACACUCUGAGUUGUAAUGGUUAGAAACAAACCUUUCUUUUCUCCUCUAUUCCUUUCUUGAUUUGCAGGAAUUUGUACAUUAGUUCAUUCUUCCGUGCAGUUCAUUCAACGGUCCUCCAACAACAUCUAUUACGAGACAGGUUACUGGACAUGGCAGUCAUCUUAUCCCUCACUAUUUUUCUCCUGAGUUUUCUGGUUACCAUCUUGUUCCCUUCUAUCAUUCAUGAUAUUUUUUGCAACCAAGAGCUUAUUAAAUUAUAGCUCUGCUUGACUAAUAAUUUACACAUGUAGAUUCCAUAAGUUAGUUGCAGUAGGAUGCUAACAUUAUAAUAUUGAACAUCUUAUACCAGGAAAUACGUGUUAAUAUCUCAAAAGUUCACGAGUUGUGGUCAUUUGCAAUA
Messenger RNA from Solanum lycopersicum (tomato), 1056 nucleotides. RefSeq lists its product as uncharacterized. Lineage: Eukaryota; Viridiplantae; Streptophyta; Magnoliopsida; Solanales; Solanaceae. The record is from RefSeq and is a predicted model, not a curated record.